UCGUUUAAUCGAUCGGGGGGGGGGGUGUGUGUGGCGGGUUAGGGAGGCGAUUAAGAAGCCCAUCACCACCACCCCUGGCGCGUCGACUCAAACACACAAAAAAACACUCCUCACCCUUCCUCUACCUCAUCUCACGCUCACCUCCAGCCCAUCACCGUCUUGCUGCUGCUGCUGCUGCCGAGUGAAAUAUAAAGCAUGGCCGUUGUGCCCGAGGUGGUGUUCGUGCUGGGAGGACCCGGAGCUGGCAAAGGGACCCAGUGUGAGAAGAUCGUGGAGACCUUUGGCUACACCCACCUCUCCGCGGGGGACUUGCUGCGGGCGGAGAGGUCGCGCAAGGGGUCGGAGUUCGGCACUCUCAUCGAGAAGUGCAUACGGGACGGCAGCAUCGUGCCUGUGGAGAUCACGCUCGCCCUGCUCAAGAAAGCGAUGGAGGAGACGAUGGCGAAGGAUCCAAGCAAGAAUCUGUUCCUCAUCGACGGUUUCCCGCGCAACAAGGACAACCUGGAGGGCUGGCAGCGUCACAUGGGCGGCAAGGCCCACGUCAAGUUUGUCCUCUUCUUCGACUGCAGCAACGAGGUCUGCAUCGAUCGCUGCCUGGAGCGGGGCAAGAGCAGUGGACGGUCGGACGACAACAGAGAGAGCCUCAUCAAGCGGAUCGAGACGUACCUGACGUCCACCAAGCCCAUCAUCGACAGCUACAGCGUGGAGGGGAAGGUUCAGCGCGUCGAUGCGGCCGGCGCCGUGGCCGAGGUGUUUGCCGAAGUCAAGAAGGUGUUUGAGAAGAAGUGACUCCCCCAGUCGCACUCCGAGCGCGCCGAGUCCAAGGCAGUUGUCGAACUCGGCUUGUUUAAUUUCUUCACUUUUUCUCUCCCCCUCCCCCCCGGGGUCGUCGGCGCUUCUCGCAAAAUGGGAUACUACGAACGGUGAAUGACGGUGGUGGUGGUGGUGAUGAUGAUAAUCAUGCGAUCAAUUUUUUUAUUCAGGGAAUUGACAUUCUGAGGAAGUGCGCGUGAGUGAGUGUGCGCGUGCGUGCAUGGUGGCGUCGGGCUGUGACGGUGGCCUGAACUUGUUCGCUUGGGAACAUCGUCGCGAUCGUCAACAUCAUGAACACAUCUAUCACGGUUAGCUAGGGUACGGCGCGAAAGAAGUUCUACACACAUACGUACACGAUCAUCGUCAACGUCACCCUCAACAUCAACAACACCAACAUCCUUAACAUCGUCGACAACAUCAUCGUCGUCGCCGUCAUCGUCGACAACUGACUUCGUCAGUCGUCGUGACACCGUAGAUAGCGCAGUGCCCGGCGCUUGCGUUUCUACACCACCAUCUCUGUUUACAGAAUCGGCACUGCCCGUCACGACGACACCACGCACGUACAGCUCGGCUCAGAAACCCACCCCCCCCCACCCACCCCCACACACCUCCUUCGCUCCAAACACCGGCUAAGGAUUCCGAAAGAGAGCCGAGCUUCCGCCGCAACGGGCAUGGCCGGCGGGCAGUCGCUCGCUCGCUCGCAGCCAGCCAAUCAGCCGCCUCCUGGCGCAACCACUCGCUCGGGCGCGGCAGGCAAAGCGGUCGCGCGAUUGAUCCCGAGAAGGCGGCCUCGGUCACGCGACGGGUGGCUGGGCCACGGGGCCCGGGGCUUGGCAUCUGUAUAUUUAAGUCGCGUGCUUCAAACGUAUUUAUCAUCAUGUUCCGUUCGGCGUCAGGACUCGCAAUGCGAUGGAAAAAAAUUAUCAUCACGGAAUUAACAGAUUAGCAGUUAGCCCAGCGGGGGCCCCGGGUGACUCCGGCGGCCGGAGACGCCGAGGGCCUGGGUUCCAACCCGGGUCUCGGCCGCCCAACCACAGUGAUUGCACCACAGCGGUUCCAAGUGCAGAGAGUUGAUGGUCUCACCCGUGACUGACACAGAGACCCGUAGACUCGCACAGAUAUCCAUAGACUUGCAUAGAGACCCAUAGACUCACGUAGAGACCCGUAGACUUGCAUAG
Messenger RNA from Petromyzon marinus (sea lamprey), 1991 nucleotides. RefSeq names its product cytidine/uridine monophosphate kinase 1 (gene CMPK1). NCBI's taxonomy places the organism in Eukaryota, Metazoa, Chordata, Hyperoartia, Petromyzontiformes, Petromyzontidae. The record is from RefSeq and is a predicted model, not a curated record. Gene Ontology annotation, biological process: 'de novo' pyrimidine nucleobase biosynthetic process; pyrimidine nucleotide biosynthetic process. Gene Ontology annotation, molecular function: ATP binding.